UAGGAAAAGGAAUAGCCAUGGACCCAACUUUGGAGCCAGAGCCUGGAGAUCUAAUUGAAAUUUUCCGUGGCAUGUAUCAGCAUUGGGCUAUGUACAUGGGAGAUGGAUUUGUGAUUCACUUUGCACCUGACUCUGAAGUCCAAGGAGUGGGGAAUAGCGGCCUGAAGUCAGUGAUGCACAACAAGGCCACGGUGAUGAAGGAGAAGCUCUCGGUUGUGGCGGGGUCUGACAAGUGGCAGGUCAAUAACAGCCUGGAUAAGAAGUAUUACCCCAGGCCCAUUGACCUGAUCCUGAAAGACGCAAGGGGGAUGGUGGGAGACGAGCGUCGCUACAAUAUCGCCUUGAUGAACUGUGAGCACUUUGUCACAGACCUGAGAUACGGGAAUGCAGAGUCUCGCCAGGUGUGUCAGGCUGUGGAUGCGGGGACUUACUUGCUGUCUUUAUUAGUUGCGGUUAUCGUUCUGGGUGCUCUGUUGGUAAAAUCCUUUAGAGAUAAAAAAAAAUAG
Osmerus eperlanus (European smelt) is the source of this 506-nucleotide messenger RNA. RefSeq names its product phospholipase A and acyltransferase 3-like. Gene Ontology annotation, cellular component: cytoplasm. Gene Ontology annotation, molecular function: A2-type glycerophospholipase activity; glycerophospholipid phospholipase A1 activity. Gene Ontology annotation, biological process: N-acylphosphatidylethanolamine metabolic process. The record is from RefSeq and is a predicted model, not a curated record. NCBI's taxonomy places the organism in Eukaryota, Metazoa, Chordata, Actinopteri, Osmeriformes, Osmeridae. The transcript has 4 exons. Bases 18 to 506 code for a protein of 162 amino acids.